AUGGCAGAUGCGCCUGCGCCCAAGACAAAGGUCGCCAAGGCUGGUGCCAGCACAGACAGCGGCGACAAGAAGCGCUUUGAGGUCAAGAAGGUGAGUCGGCGUGUGAGAUUCAGGCAAGACUGGCUGUGCAUUAACAGAGCGCAGUGGAACGCGGUAGCUCUCUGGGCUUGGGACAUCGUCGUCGACAACUGCGCCAUCUGCCGCAACCACAUCAUGGACCUCUGCAUCGAGUGCCAGGCCAACCAGGCGUCCGCCACGAGCGAAGAGUGCACCGUCGCCUGGGGCAUCUGCAACCACGCCUUCCACUUCCACUGUAUCUCGCGGUGGCUCAAGACACGACAGGUGUGCCCGCUCGACAAUCGAGACUGGGAGUUCCAGAAGUACGGGCGAUAG
Molecule: messenger RNA, 393 nt
Organism: Didymella exigua CBS 183.55
Lineage: Eukaryota; Fungi; Ascomycota; Dothideomycetes; Pleosporales; Didymellaceae
Product: RING/U-box
Exons: 2
Coding region: 1-393 (130 amino acids)
Biological process (GO): ubiquitin-dependent protein catabolic process; protein ubiquitination
Cellular component (GO): nucleus; cullin-RING ubiquitin ligase complex
Molecular function (GO): cullin family protein binding; zinc ion binding; ubiquitin protein ligase activity
Source: RefSeq, a predicted model, not a curated record